Molecule: messenger RNA, 555 nt
Organism: Diatraea saccharalis (sugarcane borer)
Lineage: Eukaryota; Metazoa; Arthropoda; Insecta; Lepidoptera; Crambidae
Source: the annotation of a GenBank genome assembly
AUGCGCGCUGAUCGACACAUGCGCGUGCGCCGCCGUUGUCCAGACGCCGCGCGCGCUCCCUCGACACGAUGCAACUACAAGAGAUAUUUAGACUCUAUGGAGAGAGUGCCGGCCGUGUACGUGCCGUCGCGGACGGGCAAGUCUCUGCUGCUUCACGACGGGUACACGUUCUACCUGAAGAACUUACAGGCGCAUGGCCGCAAGCAGUGGUACUGUUCGUCGCGAGACAUGGCCGGUUGCCGGGCUGACGUCAUCACCGCGCCUGCCAACACUGGCAACGGUGACGUCCUCUUCUUAGUACGUGGACGCCAUAUUCAUGGCCCCCCUAACUACUACUUCACGCCUGAUGAACCUUUUUUUGUAACGUCGCGUCGAGGGAAUCCUAUGAUUAUUUAUGAGGGUAUGAACUUUAUCCGAGAGAGGACAAUUAAUGGUUCUGAAUGGCAAAAAACCAGAUGGGUUUGCGGUAGAAAACGACGUCUUAAGUGUAUUGCAACAGUGACUACGUUAGACGGCGUUGUAAUAAAAAAAUAUGGUCAUCAUAAUCAUAGCUAA